This is a messenger RNA of Musa acuminata AAA Group (dessert banana), 2140 nucleotides long. RefSeq names its product probable polyol transporter 4. The transcript is spliced from 2 exons. The record is from RefSeq and is a predicted model, not a curated record. Gene Ontology annotation, biological process: transmembrane transport. Bases 202 to 1788 code for a protein of 528 amino acids. Gene Ontology annotation, cellular component: membrane. Lineage: Eukaryota; Viridiplantae; Streptophyta; Magnoliopsida; Zingiberales; Musaceae. Gene Ontology annotation, molecular function: carbohydrate transmembrane transporter activity.
AGUAAAACAAGAGUGUGAAGUCAAAGCUUCCUCAUCGCAGUCGGCGCUGGUCGUCCUCUCCUGUGGGUGGGAAGUCGAAGUCGAAGUCGCACUGCAAGGUUCUUACCCUCGGAUCGAAGCUAAAACCCUCCCCAGAUCCCGGAAAGCCCCUCUCUAUUUCUCGAUCCUAAUUCAUAGAGAGAGAGAGAGAGAGGGGUUGGGAUGAUGGCGUCGGGCGAUGACGCGGCGUUCGGCAACGAAUCCGGGACCGGGAACGGGAGCUCCAUCCUGCCUGGAAUCGGAAGCAAAGGGAAGUACGAAAGGAUCGACGCCGAACUCGCCAACGAUCGGCCGACACGGGGAAGCGAAAGCAAGAGAUAUGUCUUCGUCUGUGCCGUUUUUGCUUCUCUGAAUUCUGUACUUCUCGGUUACGAUGUGGGUGUUAUGAGUGGAUGCAUUCUUUUCAUCCAAAAGGAUUUGCACAUAACAGAAGUUCAGCAAGAAGUUCUAGUUGGGUGUUUGAGCAUUAUUUCCCUUGUAGGUAGUUUAGCAGCUGGAAGAACCUCGGAUGCUAUUGGCCGGAAAUGGACCAUUUGUUUAGCUGCAAUUAUUUUUCAAACUGGUGCUGCUAUAAUGGCUUUUGCGCCAUCUUUCCGAGUGCUGAUCAUAGGCAGGCUUCUGGCUGGAGUCGGAAUAGGAUGUGGGGUCAUGGUUGCACCGGUUUAUAUUGCAGAGAUAUCUCCUACUGUCUCUCGAGGAUCAUUCACCUCUUUCCCUGAGAUUUUUAUAAAUCUUGGAAUCCUUCUUGGUUACAUUUCAAACUAUGCCUUCUCUGGUCUUUCAGAACAUAUAAGCUGGAGGAUAAUGCUUGGUAUCGGAAUUGUCCCAUCCGUUUUCAUUGGAUUCGCAUUGUUUAUAAUCCCCGAAUCUCCUAGAUGGUUGGUCAUGCAAAAAAAGGUAGAAGAAGCAAGAUCAGUGCUAAUGAGGAUCAGCGAGAGCGAGGAAGAAGUUGAGUGCAAAUUAGCUGAAAUAGAGGAAGCUGCUGGUGGUGUGAAGGGAGAGAAGUGUGAGGAAAAAGCUGUGUGGCUGGAGUUCCUGAGGCCCUCCCCUGCACUUCGUAGGAUGCUUAUCACCGGGUUUGGCAUACAGUGCUUCCAGCAAAUCAGUGGUAUUGAUGCAACUGUGUAUUACAGCCCAACCAUAUUUAGGGACGCAGGAAUCAGUUCUGACAGCAAACUUCUUGCUGCGACUGUUGCUGUUGGUUUUACUAAAACUACAUUCAUCUUGGUUGCGAUCCUCCUAAUUGACAGAGUUGGUAGAAAGCCUUUGCUAUAUGUUAGCACUGUUGGUAUGACCGUUUCCCUGUUUUGUUUGGGUCUAGCUCUUUCAUUGCUUGGACACGAGCUGGUUUCGCCUAGAGUAGGAAUUUUGGUCGCGAUAUUGGCUGUAUGCGGAAAUGUGGCAUUCUUUUCAGUGGGAUUAGGUCCCAUUUGUUGGGUAAUGAGCUCUGAAAUCUUCCCUUUAAGGCUGCGUGCUCAGGCAGCUGCAUUAGGAACUGUAGGGAAUAGAGUGAGCAGUGGUGUGGUUGCAAUGUCCUUCCUGUCGAUGUGUCGUGCCCUUUCUGUGGCUGGAACCUUCUUCAUUUUUUCAGCAAUUUCAGCAAUCUCGGUGGUUUUUAUGUAUAUGUAUGUUCCUGAAACCAAAGGCAAAUCUCUAGAGCAGAUCGAGUUGUUAUUUGAUAGCGGAAGGGAAUGGCAAAGAAUUGAGGUGGAACUUGGUGACAUGGAAGUUCUGGUGCAAAAGGAAUGAUCUGACCAGCAUCACUGGCGCAGUAUCUCACUCGAUGUCAUCAUCAUUAUUGCAAAAAAGUUUUAACUGGUUCAAUGAUUCUUUGUGAUCUUAGUCAUUUUUCUUAUCAUUAUAUAUCUUCCAACUUUCUGGUCACUGCAAGAUAUCCACCAGGCUUUGCAAUCCGAAGGAUUGAUCAAAAUGGGACUGUCAUGCUCCAAAGGCGGGGAGAAUGUUGUACAAGUGUGUAACUCUUUCUCAGAAAAAAAACUGACACUGCUAAUAUCUCUCAUCUAUACUGCCAAAUUCAUCAAGAUUUGUGUGACCUAGAAAAGUAGUAAAGAUAUUGUGAUAUGAUAUUCAUUUUCCUCGA